Molecule: messenger RNA, 369 nt
Organism: Serinus canaria (Common canary)
Lineage: Eukaryota; Metazoa; Chordata; Aves; Passeriformes; Fringillidae
Product: CUGBP Elav-like family member 3
Exons: 4
Coding region: 1-285 (94 amino acids)
Molecular function (GO): RNA binding
Source: RefSeq, a predicted model, not a curated record
AUGUCCGUUUUGGGCCCCGAGGGCUGUAACAUCUUCAUCUACCACCUGCCCCAGGAGUUCGCCGACACCGAGAUCCUGCAGAUGUUCCUCCCCUUCGGCAACGUCAUCUCCGCCAAGGUCUUCGUGGACAGGGCCACCAACCAGAGCAAGUGCUUCGGCUUCGUGAGCUUUGACAACCCCGCGAGCGCCCAGGCCGCCAUCCAGGCCAUGAACGGCUUCCAGAUCGGGAUGAAGCGGCUCAAGGUGCAGCUCAAGAGGCCCAAAGACGCCAACCGGCCCUACUGAGCCCGGUCCGGAGGCUCUGGAGCAGCACCUUUGGGUGCCCCCCCAUUGCAGAGCAGCCCCCCCAAACCCAGCGGUGCCCGGGGG